Messenger RNA from Phodopus roborovskii (desert hamster), 2500 nucleotides. It is a transcript of the gene St6galnac6, whose product is annotated as ST6 N-acetylgalactosaminide alpha-2,6-sialyltransferase 6. Gene Ontology annotation, molecular function: alpha-N-acetylgalactosaminide alpha-2,6-sialyltransferase activity. The coding region runs from base 227 to 1306 and encodes 359 amino acids. The transcript is spliced from 8 exons. Lineage: Eukaryota; Metazoa; Chordata; Mammalia; Rodentia; Cricetidae. Gene Ontology annotation, biological process: oligosaccharide metabolic process; ganglioside biosynthetic process. The record is from RefSeq and is a predicted model, not a curated record.
CUUGGCGGCCGGAGCAGCGUGGACCCCGGUUCUCGGCUCCCGGCGCCAUGUGAGGAGGUUCGGGGGCCGCGGGGGGCCUGGCGCUCCCCGGCGGAGAUGAGGAAACUGAGGCUCAGAGAGGUCACAUGGCUUGCUCGAGGCCCCCCAGCCAGUAAGUGUGGACCUGACAUUCGCGCUGGCAUCUGACAUGCUGUCCUGAUCAUGGCCUUCUCAGAGCAGGACCGUGAUGGGGCUGACCAGGGGAACCGUGGUCCUGGCUGAGGGCACUGCUCAGGCAAAGCUGUCGGAGGAGGUGGACUACACAUCCGAAUACUUACAGCCUGCUUACAGGUGUGACCCCACAACCUUGCCCCCCGGGCCACCUGCAGGACGCUGGCCCCUACCCCUCAACAGACGCCGGAGAGAGAUGAGUAGCAACAAAGAGCAGCGGUCAGCAGUGUUUGUGGUCCUCUUUGCUCUCAUCACCAUCCUCAUCCUCUACAGCUCCAACAGUGCCAACGAGGUCUUCCACUAUGGCUCCCUGAGGGGCCGCAUGCGUCGGCCUGUCAACCUCAAGCAGUGGAGUUUCUCCAAUGCCUACUUCCCAAUCCUUGGAAACAAGACGCUACCCUCCAGGUGCAACCAGUGUGUGAUCAUCACCAGCUCCAGCCACCUGCUGGGCACCAAACUGGGCCCUGAGAUAGAGCGGGCUGAGUGCACCAUCCGCAUGAACGAUGCUCCCACCACUGGCUACUCAGCAGAUGUCGGCAACAAAACCACAUUCCGCGUAGUGGCCCAUUCCAGUGUGUUCCGUGUGCUGCGGAGGCCCCAGGAAUUUGUCAACCGGACCCCUGAAACGGUGUUCAUCUUCUGGGGCCCCCCAAACAAGAUGCAGAAGCCGCAGGGCAGCCUCCUGCGUGUCAUCCAGCGGGCGGGCCUCGCGUUCCCUAACAUGGAGGCCUAUGCCGUCUCUCCCACCCGCAUGCAGCAGUUUGACGACCUCUUCCGGGGUGAGACGGGCAAGGACAGGGAAAAGUCCCAUUCCUGGUUGAGCACAGGCUGGUUUACCAUGGUGAUUGCGGUGGAGUUGUGUGACCACGUGCACGUGUAUGGCAUGGUGCCUCCUGACUAUUGCAGCCAGCGGCCCCGCCUGCAACGCAUGCCAUACCACUACUAUGAGCCCAAGGGGCCGGAUGAGUGUGUCACCUACAUCCAGAAUGAGCACAGCCGUAAGGGCAAUCACCACCGCUUCAUCACCGAGAAGAGGGUCUUCUCAUCCUGGGCCCAGCUCUACGGCAUCACCUUCUCCCACCCCUCCUGGACCUAGCCGUGCUGUCUUUGCAACCUUGGAGAGAUACCAGGCAAAAUGGCUCUGGGCCCAACCAUUUGACCAUGGCCAUCUUCCAGCCAGUUCAGUCUGGCUUGAGUAUUUCCCAGCCAAUAAAAUCAGGGCCUUGAUGAGGGUUUUUUUUUCCUCCAGCCAAUUAGGGCUGGGGUUAUCUCCUGGUCAGUCAGGGAUUUGGAAUUCUGUAUGGUUUAAUCGGGUGUCAGGGGGUCUUUCUUGUCUAAUCAGGGUCUAAGCAUAGUCAAUCAGGGUAUAGGGGUCUUUCUGAGUCACUCUGAGGCGCAGGUCAUAUCCUUUUCCAUAAGGCCUUGCGCCAGAGCCCCAGGAAUGGGCCCCAAAUCAUUUCCACCUCAGCUGGGACAAAGAGGUCUUGUCCCAAGGAUCUGGGGACUUGGUGUUGCCCCAUAGUUCCAGAAUCAGAGAUAGUGUAUGUGGUAGGAACUGCCUGGAAGCCAGGCCAGAGUUUGUGGAGUUCUAGAAAUGAUACAAAGGCCUGGGAGGCGGGAGGCAGGUGUCCAGGUCCUGGUUUCUUCCUGAGUGACCUUGGGCAAGCCCUCUUCUUUCUGGCAUGCCAUGAUGAUGUCACAUUCCUGAAUGCAGACAGAGACCCUCACUCUACAUUGUACUUAAGUGUAAAUUCCCCCAGCUAUCAUCCCGCACUGGGGGACUCAGCUCCCUGGGGAUGGGGAGCCUGGGGGCCCUUCCCCACCUCCUGGAAACUUUGGGGUAUCUGUGCAAAUGCCCUGUGGCUAAGGAGCUGUGACAAGUGAGGCGAACAUUAACCCUUAACCUGCCUCUAGAAAGGCCAGGCCACUCUUCCUGCCCUGCAGCAGGAGACUGGUCCCCCUGCCCAUGGAGCCUUUGGGAUAAAGAGUCUCCCAGCCACACCAGGGCAGCCUAUUUAGAGAUGCUGAGGGCUUUGGGGAGAAGUGUCUUCCCCCAUGUUUGGGAUGGAAAUAGACAGGAGCUGGGUUCCCUGGGUUCUGUUCCCUGCUCGAGCACUUUAUUGAAUUGGGGCUGGGUGGGGUGUGUUUAAAGCCCGCUCCUGUACAGCUUACAAGGGAAGGGCUUCCAGACGGGGGCUGUGGAGUCUGUGUGUGUGGGGUGCUGGCCAGCUCGAGUCCUUGCACACUGAGAUAAUUGGAGGGGGGCAGCAACAACCCGAUCUGGUUUUGU